AUUCUUAAUCCGUGAUCAAGUCAGCAUCGGUUACCAAAGUCUCGAUAACAAAGAUUACAAACUGCAAGAACAUGUCAACGUAUAAGUUAAAGUAUCUUAAUGCUACCGGCGUUGGGGAGCCAAUUAGGUUCUUGCUAAAUUAUUGUGGCAUCAAAUUCGAGGAUAUUAGAAUCUCCUUCGAUGAUUGGCCAAAAUAUAAACCAGAUAUGCCCAUGGGACAAGUGCCGGUACUGGAAAUUGACGGUAAGCAAUAUCAUCAGUCCAGGGCCAUCGGACGAUUUAUCGCCAAGAAGGGCAAUUUAUAUGGGUCUGAUGAUUUUGAAGCUAUGGAGAUUGAUGCUGUAGUCGAUUCCAUUGAGGAUAUAAGACAAGCAAUGGGUCAUUAUUACUUGGAACAAAAUCCCGUAUUCAAAGCAAAACUCAAGGAAAUUGUCUUCCAAAAAUUGUACCACUGUCGCGACAAGUUUGAAGAACAAAUUAAGAAGAAUGGCGGAUAUUUCGUCGGUGGCAAAUUGUCGUGGGCAGAUUUCCAGUGGGCUGGACAUUGUGACAUUCUAAGAUCUGUCCUGGCUACAAAUCCGAACGAGGAUCAUCCCGAAUUGAAUAAACUAACGGAGAAAGUUCGCGAUUUGCCCAAGAUUAAAGCUUACAUUGAAAAGCGACCUAAAACUGAAUUCGAGCUCAACAUAAUAGUGUUACAUCGAACUAUGUCGAUGUACAAGUUAACGUACUUUAAGGAUGGAGCCGUUGGAGAACCAUCCAGAUACUUGUUAAGUUAUUGCGGUAUUGAAUUCGAAGAUAUUAGACUUACUAAUGAAGAGUGGCCGAAGCAUAAACCAGAUAUGCCCAUGGGUCAACUGCCAAUUUUAAAAAUAGACGAUAAGAUAUACCAUCAAUCCAGAGCUAUCGCUCGCUUUAUUGCUAAGAAGGGUAAUUUAUACGGGUCCAACGAGUUCGAAGCUAUGGAGAUUGAUGCCACAGUUGAUUCUAUGGAGGAUAUAAGACGAGUUAUGGGCGAAUACUACUGGGAACAAGACCCCAUUUUCAAAGCAAAUUUAAAGAAGAUCGCCUUCCAAAAAUUGCUCUUCUACCUUGACAAAUUCGAAGCUCAAGUUAAGAAUAAUGGCGGAUAUUUCGUCAAUAGCAAACUGUCGUGGCCGGAUUUCAUGUGGGCUGCAUAUUCUGAACGUCUAAGCUUUAUUCUGACUAGAGAUGUGAAUCAGGAUCAUCCAGAAUUGAAGAAACUAAUAGAGAAGAUUCGCGCUUUGCCCAAGGUUAAAGCUUACAUUGAAAAGCGACCCAAAAUUUAAUAGGUUGAGAGACUGAAAUAAAGUUUUCUCUACAAUUAAGGAUUUUUUAUAUAAAGUUCUUGAAAUGACAAAGGUUUAUAAUGUGAGUAUAUUUGCUACUUUAAAAGCACUCUUCUG
This is a messenger RNA of Cyphomyrmex costatus, 1427 nucleotides long. RefSeq lists its product as uncharacterized. The transcript is spliced from 11 exons. NCBI's taxonomy places the organism in Eukaryota, Metazoa, Arthropoda, Insecta, Hymenoptera, Formicidae. The coding region runs from base 72 to 1310 and encodes 412 amino acids. Gene Ontology annotation, molecular function: glutathione transferase activity. Gene Ontology annotation, biological process: glutathione metabolic process. The record is from RefSeq and is a predicted model, not a curated record.